AUGUCUGCCUCCGCCAGAAUCCCCCCUAUCGCCCAACCCUUCGUCAGCGACCGCGCGAAGAAGACCCUUGAUCUGGUCGAAGAAUUCGUCGAGAAAGAAUGCAUUCCCGCCGAGGCCCUCUUCUCCGCUCAGCUCGGCGUGGGCGAGAAACGAUGGAAGACCAACCCCGCCGCCAUGGAGGAGCUCAAAGUUAAGGCCCGCAAGAUCGGCCUGUGGAACAUGUUCCUGCCCAAGAACCACUUCUCGCAGGGCGCCGGGUUCAGCAAUGUUGAAUAUGGUUUGAUGGCGGAGUACUUGGGGAAGAGUAAGGUUGCGAGUGAGGCUACGAAUAAUGCUGCCCCUGAUACGGGUAACAUGGAGGUCUUCGCCAAGUAUGGAAAUGACCAGCAGAAGGCGCAGUGGUUGUCACCUCUACUAGAGGGGAAGAUCCGGUCUGCGUUCCUGAUGACAGAACCAGAGAUCGCUUCUAGCGAUGCUACCAACAUCCAGCUUGAUAUUCGCCGCGAGGGCAACGAAUAUGUCCUUAAUGGAUCUAAAUGGUGGUCCUCCGGCGCCGGUGACCCCCGCUGCCAAAUCUACCUCGUCAUGGGCAAGACCGACGCCCGCAACCCUGACCCCUACAAGCAACAAUCUGUCGUCCUAGUCCCCGCCAACACCCCCGGCGUCACUAUCCACCGCAUGCUCAGCGUCUACGGCUACGAUGACGCUCCCCACGGCCACGGCCACAUCACCUUUGAGAACGUCCGCGUCCCCCUAUCAGCCAUGGUCCUCGGUGAAGGCCGCGGCUUCGAAAUUAUCCAGGGCCGCCUAGGCCCCGGACGUAUCCACCACGCCAUGCGCACUAUCGGUGCUGCCGAGCGCGCUGUUGACUGGCUCAUUGCCCGUAUCAACGACGACCGCAAGAAGCCCUUCGGCCAGCCUCUCUCCUCGCACGGUGUCAUCCUCGAAUGGCUUGCUAAGUCACGCAUUGAGAUCGACUCCGCGCGCCUGAUCGUUCUCAACGCCGCCAUCAAGAUCGACCAGGGCAAUGCCAAGUUUGCGCUCAAGGAAAUCGCCCAGGCGAAGGUGCUUGUGCCGCAGAUUGCGCUGUCAGUCAUUGAUCGGGCUGUGCAGGCUUAUGGUGCUGCCGGUGUGAGCCAGGAUACGCCGUUGGCGAACCUGUGGGCAAUGAUCCGGACGCUGAGGAUUGCGGAUGGGCCUGAUGAGGUGCAUUUGCAGCAGCUUGGGAAGAGGGAGAAUAAGUCGCGUCGCGAGGAGGUUGUUAAGCGGUUAGCGUGGCAGAGGGAGCAGAGCGAUAAGAAUCUGACUGCCAAUGGGUUCCCGAAGACGAAGAGUUCGCUUUGA
Molecule: messenger RNA, 1344 nt
Organism: Aspergillus puulaauensis
Lineage: Eukaryota; Fungi; Ascomycota; Eurotiomycetes; Eurotiales; Aspergillaceae
Product: acyl-CoA dehydrogenase family protein
Exons: 4
Coding region: 1-1344 (447 amino acids)
Molecular function (GO): flavin adenine dinucleotide binding; oxidoreductase activity, acting on the CH-CH group of donors
Source: RefSeq, a predicted model, not a curated record